CCUCAAACCCGCUGCCUUCCACACUGCAUCCCAGCGCUUUCUUUAUCUAACCACUGAGCUCCUCAAACCUGCUGCCUUCCACACUGCAGCCCAGCGCUUUCUUUAACCACUGAGCUCCUCAAACCCGCUGCCUUCCACACUGCAGCCCAGCGCUUUCUUUAUCUAACCACUGAGCUCCUCAAACCUGCUGCCUUCCACACUGCAGCCCAGCGCUUUCUUUAUCUAACCACUGAGCUCCUCAAACCCGCUGCCUUCCACACUGCAGCCCAGCGCUUUCUUUAUCUAACCACUGAGCUCCUCAAACCUGCUGCCUUCCACACUGCAGCCCAGCGCUUUCUUUAACCACUGAGCUCCUCAAACCCACUGCCUUCCACACUGCAGCCCAGCGCUUUCUGUCUCGUCUUCCCCCUUCUUUCUCCACUAGUCAUCAGCACCUUGUAAAUUACUGGCUGAGAAUGGAAUGCAAUUACUAAUCUGGUUAUCCCAGCUGCAGGCUGUCUCAGUCUCUCGUAACUGGGUAGCAGAUUCAGUCCCUUUUGAUUGCAAGAGCAGGAGGUUGGCUUCAAGCUGCAGGAUUCCUGUUCACAGACUGCGUUUCACAGAUGUCUCAAGUAUCCUUGACGAGUGGUGCCAAUCAGAAGCUGAAGUACAUCAGCCUGGCUGUGCUGGUCGUGCAGAACGCCUCCCUCAUCCUGAGUAUCCGUUACGCACGCACCCUCCCUGGGGAGAGAUUCUUUGCCACCACGGCCGUGGUCGUGGCUGAAAUGCUCAAGGUCACCACCUGCCUGCUGCUGAUCCUGCUCCAGAAGAGAGGGAAUCUGAAGGAGUUUUUGGUGCUGUUGUACGACUCGAUCUUCAUUCAGUACUUAGACACACUGAAACUGGCAGUGCCGUCUCUCAUCUACACCCUGCAAAACAACCUCCAGUACGUGGCAAUCUCCAAUCUACCUGCAGCCACCUUCCAGGUGACCUACCAGCUGAAGAUCCUGACCACGGCCAUAUUCUCCGUCCUGAUGCUUCGCAAGAGCCUGUCCAGGCUGCAGUGGAUCUCGCUCCUGCUCCUCUUUGCCGGUGUGGCGAUCGUCCAAGUGGAACAAGAAGGGGGGCGGAAGGAGGCCUCGGUCGAAAACGACAGCCAGAACUACGCCAAGGGACUGGCGGCCGUCAUCGUCUCCUGCCUGUCUUCCGGCUUUGCUGGGGUCUACUUCGAGAAGAUCCUCAAAGGCAGCUCGGCUUCGGUCUGGAUGCGGAACGUCCAGUUGGGGAUCUUCGGGAGCGGGCUGGGCCUUUUGGGGAUGUGGUGGAACGAUGGGGCUGCCAUUGGGGAGAAGGGCUUUUUUUUCGGGUACACGCCCUUGGUUUGGGGGGUCAUCUUCAACCAGGCCUUCGGGGGCUUGCUGGUGGCGGUGGUGGUCAAGUACGCGGACAACAUCCUCAAGGGUUUCGCCACCUCGUUCUCGAUCAUCGUCUCCACGGUCACCUCGGUGUACCUCUUCGGGUUUCACGUGGAUUUGCUUUUCGCCCUCGGGGCUGGGUUGGUGAUCGGAGCGGUUUACAUGUACAGCCUUCCUCCCGGCUCGCUGCCUUCCUCCCCCUCCUCUUCCUCUUCCUCCUCCUCAUCCUCGUCUUCUGCUGGGACCGUUUCCUCCGGGGUUAGGAACCCAGUGUCGGGAGGGACAGAUUCUGAGACGGACCAUUUCUUGACCAAAAACAUAAAGGAAAAGGGAUGCUAGCGAUUGGCUGGGGACCAAGAAAAGUGGGCGGGGCUUCCCUGAAGAUUCUUUCCUGUGACUAUGCUUUACCAGACCUCUCUGUGCUUUACAAUGCUUCCCUAUGCUUUACCAGACCU
This is a messenger RNA of Acipenser ruthenus (sterlet), 1849 nucleotides long. It is a transcript of the gene slc35a2, whose product is annotated as solute carrier family 35 member 2. Gene Ontology annotation, molecular function: UDP-galactose transmembrane transporter activity. The transcript is spliced from 5 exons. Bases 603 to 1733 code for a protein of 376 amino acids. The record is from RefSeq and is a predicted model, not a curated record. Gene Ontology annotation, cellular component: Golgi membrane. NCBI's taxonomy places the organism in Eukaryota, Metazoa, Chordata, Actinopteri, Acipenseriformes, Acipenseridae. Gene Ontology annotation, biological process: pyrimidine nucleotide-sugar transmembrane transport.